Molecule: messenger RNA, 217 nt
Organism: Fulmarus glacialis (Northern fulmar)
Lineage: Eukaryota; Metazoa; Chordata; Aves; Procellariiformes; Procellariidae
Gene: PARM1
Product: prostate androgen-regulated mucin-like protein 1
Exons: 2
Cellular component (GO): Golgi apparatus; late endosome; plasma membrane
Source: RefSeq, a predicted model, not a curated record
AUGGCAUCGAGCCUGGCCGUGGAGCCAACGGCCCCCCCAGUGACUGUGACGAGCCCCACCGCAGCCGAGGCCACGGCCACCGACAAAACCACCUUCUCCACCGGCGUCACCAUGGAAGAGGUCCCACACGCCCUGAGCGCAGGGAGCAUCGUGGCCAUAACCGUGACGGUCAUCGUGGUGGUGGUGGUGGUUUUCGGGGCGGCGGCGUACCUCAAGA